Messenger RNA from Penicillium macrosclerotiorum, 807 nucleotides. RefSeq names its product defective in cullin neddylation 1 family protein. Gene Ontology annotation, molecular function: ubiquitin conjugating enzyme binding; ubiquitin-like protein binding; cullin family protein binding. Bases 1 to 807 code for a protein of 268 amino acids. The transcript has 5 exons. NCBI's taxonomy places the organism in Eukaryota, Fungi, Ascomycota, Eurotiomycetes, Eurotiales, Aspergillaceae. Gene Ontology annotation, cellular component: ubiquitin ligase complex. The record is from RefSeq and is a predicted model, not a curated record. Gene Ontology annotation, biological process: protein neddylation; positive regulation of ubiquitin-protein transferase activity.
AUGCCACCUUACACAGGGACGCAGAAAACAGCCAUCUCUCAAUUUGUGGCUCUAACUGAAGCCAAGGAUAGUGUAGCUGUGAAGUUCCUCAAAAAUGCACUUUGGGACGUUGAACGGGCGGCGAAUGCAUACUUCACAGACUUUACAAGCAGCGGUCGCAGCCCGUUGCGGAAAUCACUCAGCUCUAUUUUCGACAAAUACUGCGAUGACACGCCCGCCGACCCGGAUACCAUCGGCCUCGACGGGGCCAUGCAGUUCCUGACAGAUAUCGGCGUUAAGCUAGAUGAAGUAGCGUGCCUCGGUGUACUCGAGCUAUGCAAAACACCCACAAUGGGCGAGUUCCGACGCGACGAGUUCAUAGCCGGCUGGCGGCACGCACAGUGCGACACCAUUGACAAAAUGCGCAGCUACAUCAAAACCUUGCGCACCCGGAUCCCGUCAGACCCCGAGCUCUUCCGGCGGGUAUACCGGUACUCGUUCCCGCUGUUGCGGAUGCAAGGCCAGCGCAACCUGCAGUUCGAGAUUGCAUCGGACCAGUGGCAGCUGUUCUUUACAGCGGACCGGGGCGGAGCGUCGUGGAACACGGACUCGACGCCCUGGCUGGACUGGUGGCUCGAGUUCCUCGAGGGUCGGGGCAAGAAGCCCGUCAACAAGGACCUGUGGGAGCAGACGGAAGUAUUCAUGCGCAAGACGCGUGAGGAUGAACAGUUCGGGUGGUGGAGUGCGGAUGGGGCGUGGCCUGGGGCGCUGGACGAUUUCGUGGCGUUUGUGCAGGCGAAGAGGGGGAAUGAAAUGGAGGUCGAGUGA